This is a messenger RNA of Daldinia vernicosa, 921 nucleotides long. RefSeq names its product NAD(P)-binding protein. Bases 1 to 921 code for a protein of 306 amino acids. The record is from RefSeq and is a predicted model, not a curated record. Lineage: Eukaryota; Fungi; Ascomycota; Sordariomycetes; Xylariales; Hypoxylaceae. The transcript has 3 exons.
AUGUUAAAGCCCUGGAGCUUCCUUGCCAUGGUCUGGUACCAGCUAACUUUCAAGCCUCAGCCACUCUCCGAUGAUAUUCGGCUUGAUGGAUUAACGGCUAUCGUGAUGGGCGCGAAUGUUGGUCUGGGCUUUGAAGCCGCUAAAGAGCUAGCAUCUCACGGGUUGUCAAGGUUGAUUUUAGCUAUCUUGGUAUGGCAACUAGAUCAAGAGUCAUGGGCAAGUAUGGUGGCGUUCGCUAGGCGCGUGAGCACCGAACUUGACCGUCUCGACAUCGUGCUGUUAAAUGCGGGGCUGAAGCGGCUUGAGUUUACUCGGUCGCCGACAGGCCACGAGGCACACAUUCAAAUCAACCACCUCGGCACGGCACUACUGUCACUGCUACUCGUAGAACCACUGCGACUAACAGCGCAACAGACUGUAAAACCUAGUCGAAUGACUAUCACAGCGUCUAGCGUCGCCUUCGCGGCCCCUGUGCAGGACAUCCUGAAGCCCAAAGGUGGAAAGGGCAUCAUUCCCUGGCUCGACGAUCCGGCUUCAUUUAAUCCAGAUGAUAGUCGCUAUUGCCUUUCGAAGCUGCUAGAUGUAUUCUGGACACGCGCCCUCGCUGCGCGCCUCGACCCUACCGAUAUCAUCCUCAAUACUCUCAACCCUGGGUAUUGCAAAAGUGCGUUCCACCGCGUAGAUGUGACCGCAGAAUGGGCUUCGAGUUUUCUGGCCUGGACUAGCGCUGAGGGUGGUUACCACUUAACGGAUGCUGUUGUGCGACACCCGGAUAGCCACGGUGAAUAUUUAAGUGAGCAAAGGAUAAGGCCUGUUCCCAGUAUCGUGUUGUCGGCUAAGGGCAAUGCCACUCAGAAGAGGUUAUGGGAUGAAACCAUAGCCUUGUUCAAAGCGGAGUGUCCGGAUGCUGAUAUCGAGUAA